AUGGUCCACGAGCGCUGGAAGACCGUGGGCGGCGCGUCCCAACUUGAGGACCGACCGCGCGACAAACCGCAGCGACCAAGCUGCAGCUACGUGCUGUGCACGGUGCUCCUGUCCCUUGCAGUACUUCUGGCCGUGGCUGUCACCGGCGCGGUUCUCUUCCUGAACCAUGCCCAUGCCCCGGGCACGGCCCCCCCACCCAUCGUCAGCACAGGGUCUGCGGGGGCCAACAGUGCCCUGGUCACCGUGGAGAGGGCCGACAGCUCCCACCUCAGCCUCCUCAUCGACCCCCGCUGCCCUGACCUCACUGACAGCUUCGCCCGCCUGGAGGGUCUGCAGACCUCCAUGCUGCGGGCACUGAGUGAGCAGCAGGCACAGCCGAGGCUGGAUGGUGCCCCCGAGCUGCUGGACGCACUGGCUGACCAGCUGCCCCGGCUGCUGGCCCGGGCCUCUGAGCUGCAAGCUGAGUGUGCUGGGCUGCGCAAGGGACACAGCAUGCUGAGCCAGGGCCUCAGCACCCUGCAGAGCGAACAGGGCCGCCUCAUCCAGCUUAUUUCUGAGAGCCAAGGCCACGUGGCUCACCUGGUGAACUCCGUCAGUGAUGUCCUGGAGGCUCUGCAGAGGGAGCGGGGGCUGGGCCGGCCCCGCGUCAAGGCUGACCUUCAAAGGGCCCCUUCCAGAGGAGCCCGGCCCAGAGGCUGCGCUAAUGGCUCUAGGCCCCGGGACUGCCUGGAUGUUCUCUUGAGUGGACAGCAGGAUGAUGGUGUCUACUCGGUCUUCCCCACUCACUACCCAGCUGGCUUCCAGGUCUACUGUGACAUGCGUACUGACGGCGGAGGCUGGACGGUGUUUCAGCGCCGGGAGGACGGCUCUGUGAACUUCUUCCGAGGCUGGGAGGCAUACCGGGAGGGCUUUGGCAAGCUCACAGGGGAGCACUGGCUGGGGCUCAAGCGGAUCCACGCCCUGACCACGCAAGCAGCCUAUGAGCUUCACGUGGACCUGGAAGACUUCGACAAUGGCACUGCCUAUGCCCACUAUGGGAGCUUUGGCGUGGGCUUGUUCUCGGUGGACCCCGAGGAGGAUGGGUACCCACUCACGGUGGCCGACUACUCGGGCACUGCAGGUGACUCCCUCCUAAAGCACAGUGGGAUGAGAUUCACCACCAAGGACCGGGACAGCGACCACUCGGACAACAACUGCGCUGCCUUCUACCGAGGAGCCUGGUGGUACCGCAACUGCCACACAUCCAACCUCAACGGCCAGUACCUGCGUGGUCCUCAUGCCUCCUAUGCUGACGGCGUCGAGUGGUCCUCCUGGACUGGUUGGCAGUAUUCACUCAAGUUCUCGGAGAUGAAGAUCCGGCCGGUCCGAGAGGACCGCUAGACUGGCACACUGCCCAUCACUCGUGUCCUCUGGUUAUGUCCAGUCCCCACACAUCUCACCCCAUGCCCGCUCCAUGCCCGCUGUUGCAAGAACAUUCUCUGCCCACCUGUGCAUGGCUGACCUGCCCUUCUUUAGGGGUGGCUUAGGGCAGCUCCCGGAGCCAGUCACAACCCCUUUGCAACUAGGUCCCUAUUUAUCAGCUGACAUGAUCUCGUUUCUACCAGUGGGACUGGCACCUGGCAACCCCAAACCCCACUUGCCCCAACUUUGGUCCCCAUGCUGUGUCUGCUGCCUCCUGGCAGGGCAGCAACCCCCCACUUUUCCUGGCUUUGUGAGAACAUCGAGAG
Messenger RNA from Peromyscus eremicus (cactus mouse), 1727 nucleotides. RefSeq names its product fibrinogen C domain containing 1 (gene Fibcd1). The transcript is spliced from 7 exons. Bases 1 to 1380 code for a protein of 459 amino acids. Lineage: Eukaryota; Metazoa; Chordata; Mammalia; Rodentia; Cricetidae. The record is from RefSeq and is a predicted model, not a curated record.